Homalodisca vitripennis (glassy-winged sharpshooter) is the source of this 3809-nucleotide messenger RNA. RefSeq lists its product as uncharacterized. The transcript has 3 exons. The record is from RefSeq and is a predicted model, not a curated record. Lineage: Eukaryota; Metazoa; Arthropoda; Insecta; Hemiptera; Cicadellidae. The coding region runs from base 170 to 2131 and encodes 653 amino acids.
AAUAUAGAAAAAUGGAGCAAAUCGUUGAGCAACCAAUGGUGGAAUCCGAUAACGAAUCGCAGAUUUCCGAAGCCGUAGACCAGAAUACAAAGAAAUCUACAUCUAAAAGUGGAGAUUUAUUUGUUCGUGACCUUCAGUAACCUAGCCUGCUUAUAUCCUCAUCACAAAAAUGUCUAAAAGACCUUUGUCAAGCACUUCAAGAGAUGAGUCAAUGGAAAUUGAUUUUCACCGUGAAAGUAGCAGAAAAAAGCAACGUCUUGAAGCUUGUCACAGUGGUAACGUUUUUGUAGAACUUAAGAGUGCUUUUAGAGGAAUUUUGAAAACUUAUUACCUCAAAAACGGAUGCGAUGAGGUAAAAGACAUUGCUUUGUUUUUAGAAUCACAUAAAGUAAAACUUAUAGAAUUGGUAAAUCAACAGUUAAGUGUUAAUGGUGCAGUGAAAUUUAAUCUUGUGUUUGAAUGUACGUAUAUUAAACCACUUAGUGAAGAAACUCAGGCAAGAGCCUUUAAGACUAAGAAUAAAAAGAUUUUGUAUGACUCUUCAAUUGAUUCAAUAGUUAAAAGAAUGUACAGAAAGAUUUCUCAAGAAGAAAGCGAGUAUCUUGACAAAGGAAGUGGUUGGACACUGUAUAAAAUAGAUGGUAUUCUCGUAAGAUUUAGUAGGUACAGACCUCUCAGAGGUAGUACGUAUAUUCCACUACCUCAAAUCAUUGAAAAUAAAAAAGCAGUAAUAAAUCCAAAAAAUUUACAUGAUAAUCAGUGUUUUAAGUGGGCCAUCAUUUCUCGAUAUGUAAAAGGUUCUCACCGAGAACGUGUAAAUAACCGAUAUCUCAACUUACAGAAUAAAUUCAAUUUUGAAGGAAUAAGUUUUCCCACACCACUUAAUCAAGUAAAAAAAUUUGAAAAGAAUAAUCCCAAUGUAAGUGUUAAUGUUUAUAGUUUCAACGAAAGUGAGGAUGUUUAUCCAUUGAAGGUAUGUGACAAGGAGCUUAAGGAACAUUUCGAUCUGCUUCUCUACACAAACAAUAUAGGUAUAAGUCAUUACUGUUAUAUAACUAAUUUUUCUAGAUUAGUUAGGUCUCAGAUAACUAGUCAUGAAACACAAGCUUCUUUCUGUAAGAGAUGUUUUAAACACUUUCAGGGAUCUAAUUCUAAAACACAGUUAAAGAAUCAUAUAAAAGAUUGUAUUUCACAUAAACCUAUUAAAGUUAUUAUGCCUGUUGACAGUGAUGAUUCGGACGAACCGUUGUUUUUAUCUUUUUCAAAUUUUCAUUACAAAUACCCAGUACCUAUUGUAGCUUAUUGCGAUUUUGAAUCUAUUCUAAAAAAGCCUUUAGCUGAAGAAAAGUUGUCUCAACAUGUAACUGUAAAAUCUAUUCACGAGCCAAUGAGCUUUUGUGUGUAUUUUGCUUACGAUAAAGACAGUCUACCUGAUGAAAUAUUAAAUAGCUUACCGAAUGAACCAUAUUUGUAUAGAGGACCUAAUGCCUCGGCUAAAUUUGUAGAAUAUAUAGUAAGCAUGGCAAACCUAAUUGGUGAUUUAUUAGAUGUAAACAAAUCAAUGCUACCUCUUACUCAGGAAGAAAAAGAAAGAGUUAAGUCAACCACUCAUUGUGAAUGCUGCAAUUCGGAGUUUACUGAAACUUUCAACCAACCUUGUAAAGAUCACUGUCAUUUGUCAGGACGUUUUAGAUCAGUUUUGUGUUAUGCUUGUAACUUAAAGCGACAAAAUCAAAAGUUUCUUCCUGUAGUAAUUCACGGAAGUUCAAAUUACGAUAGUCAUUUUAUAAUAAAAAAUCUAGGUUGUGAUGAAAGAAAAGUUGAAGUAAUUCCGAAUAGCAAAGAAAAAUACAUUUCAUUUGUUAAGCAUACAGAAAGUGGAAUUAAAUUAAGAUUUGUUGAUAGCUUUAGAUUUAUGGGAAGUAGUUUAAGUUCGCUUGUACAAAAUUUAAGCUUAGACCAAUUUAAUCAUACAAAGAUGUUUUUUAACAACGAAGACUUGUCAUUAGUUACUAGAAAGGGUGUUUAUCCAUAUGAGUUUACAGAUGCUUGGGAAAAACUUGAUUUAACUCAGUUGCCAAGCAAGGAAUGUUUCUAUAACACUAUGACUCUAAAUGACAUCAGUGAAUGAGAUUAUGAACAUGCUAAAAAGGUUUGGAAUAGUUUUCAAUGUAAAACACUAGGUGAAUAUAGUGAUCUUUACCUUAAAACUGAUGUAUUACUUUUGUGUGAUGUAUUUCAAAACUUUAGAUUAGUAUGUCAAUCAAACUACGAUUUGGAUCCUGCUCAUUACUUAACCUUACCUAGUCUUACUUUUGAUGCUAUGUUAAAAUUUACAAACGUAAAACUUGAACUUAUUGAAGACUAUAAUCAAUAUCUUUUCAUUGAGAAAGGUAUAAGAGGUGGUAUUACACAGUGUGUAAAACGCUAUGCAAAAUCUAAUAAUAGUUACAUGGGUAACGCCUUUGAUCCUGGAAAAGACAGUUCAUUUUUAAUAUAUAUAGAUGCAAACAACUUAUAUGGAUACGCAAUGUCAAAACCUAUACCAAAAGAUUCUUUUAAAUGGUUAACCAAAAAACAAAUUAAGACAUUUGAUGUUUUGUCUGUACCUGAUAAUGAGGAUGUUGGUUACAUAAUUGAGUGUGAUGUAAAAUAUCCUCAUCGUUUACAUGACAAACACAAUGACUUACCGUUCUUGUCAGAAAACAAAUGUCCUCCAGGAUCAAAGGAAAUCAAACUCCUAACUACUUUACAACACAAAAAGAAAUACGUUUGUCACUAUUUAGUUUUAAAGCAAGCUUUGAAUCAUGGAUUAAAACUAAAGAAAAUCCGUAGAGUAUUGAAAUUUAAUCAAAGCACUUGGUUGAAACCUUAUAUAGAUUUCAAUACUAAAAAACGAAAAGAAGCAAACAAUAGCUUUGAGAAAGAAUUUUAUAAGCUUCUUAACAAUGCUAUGUUUGGAAAAACAAUUGAAAAUAUAAGAAAACGUACUAAUCUUGAACUGGUAACUGAUUCCAGAAAAGUAGAAAAACUUGUUUCUAAACCUGGGUUCAAGAACAGAAUUGUCUAUGGUGAGAAUAUUUCAGCCAUUGAAAUGGUAAAGGAUAAAUUGUAUUUUAAUAAACCAAUCUAUAUAGGUUUUACUGUUCUUGAAUUAUCUAAAUUGCAUAUGUAUGAUUUUCACUAUAAUGUAGUUAAACCUUUUUAUUCCAAUAAGAUUGUUAACGUACUUUAUUUAGAUACAGAUUCCUUUUUUUAUGAAAUAUUCACUCCUGAUGUGUAUGAGGAUUUCCUCAACCCAAACUUAAAGUGCUUUCUUGAUUUGUCCGACUACCCUAAAGAUCAUAAAUGUUAUGACGAGACAAACAAGAAAACUCUAGGAAUAUUCAAAGAUGAAUGUGUAAGUAUUCCUAUUUUAGAAUUUAUAGGUUUGAAACCUAAAUUGUACACAUAUACAACUAUGAAUAAUGAAUAUCUUACAACAAGUCAGGGUCAUAGAUUGAAAAAAGCCAAAGGUAUAACAAAAUCAGUUGUAGAUAAAAAAAUUCACUUUAAUGAUUUCCUGAACUGUUUGAAUAAUAAAGUCAAUUUAAGAUGUGAUGUAACAUUAUUUCAAUCAAAAAAACAUAAUAUCAAAACAUUAUCAGUAAACAAAUUGGCAUUAAAUUAUGAUGAUGACAAAAGGAGUGUUUGUGAAGAUGGCAUCAAUACAAUUGCUUAUGGACAUUACCAACUAAAAUGAUGUUAACAAUAUACAUUCACCUGUUGUUAUGUAAAUAUUGUAAAUAAAACUGAUUGUAUACUAAUAA